GGGCUUAUUGCUUGGCGAUAUUUGCGUGCAAGCCGCAAGGCCAAUCAAAAUCGUUUUAUUUCUUUUUUCUCAAUGCUUUCCAUCGGCGGUAUUGCACUGGGUGUGGCGGCACUGAUUGUGGUGUUAUCCGUGAUGAAUGGGUUUCAAAAAGAAGUGCGGGAUCGGAUGUUAGCGGUAAUUGCCCAUGCUGAGGUUUACCCUAUGAAUCAAGGCCCGAUGGAAAAUUGGCCAACGGUUUUGCAAAGCACCUUAAAGUUACCCUAUGUUAAAGGCGCGGCACCUUUUACCCAAGCCCAAGCGAUGAUGGUGCGAGAGGACGUGGUGAGAGGGGUAGUUUUAAAAGGUAUAAGCCCUGCGCAUGAGGGUUUGGUAUCUGAUUUGCCAAAACAAAUCAUAGAAGGGGAUUUAAAAAAUCUCCAAACAGGUUCCUUUGGGAUAGCGCUUGGAGAACAGCUGGCCAAAGUGUUAAUGGUGACAGUCGGGGACAAGGUGACGGUGAUGUUGCCAGAAGGUUCAAUAACCCCAGCAGGUAUGGUGCCGCGACUGAAAAACAUGACUGUUGUCGCUAUUUUUAGAGCAGGACACUACGAAUUUGAUAGUAGUUGGGGCUUUAUGGCUAUUGAUGAUUUAAACAAAAUGUUGCGCAUCGAUGCACCUAGUGGAAUACGCUUAAAGUUUGACAAAAUGUUAGAAGCCCCCCAAUUAGCCAAACAAACCAUGCAAACCUUGGGACCGAAUUACUGGGUGCAAGAUUGGUCCGUCCAAAAUCGGACGUGGUUUGCGGCAGUCAAAACCGAGAAAAGAAUGAUGUUUCUGAUUUUAUUGAUGAUUAUUGCUGUGGCGAUGUUUAAUUUGGUGUCGUCUUUGGUGAUGACGGUCACGGAAAAGCAAGGCGAUAUUGCGAUUAUGCGUUCGAUGGGUACCAGUAGUGGCAGUAUUAUGAAAAUUUUCAUGACACAGGGUUUUUUGAUUGGUUUGUUAGGGAUUGGGUUUGGAUUGUUAUUUGGCUGUUUAAUUGCGGUGAAUGUCGGGCGAAUCGUCAAGUUUGUAGAAAUGGUUUUGGGUAUUUCAUUUCUACCACAACAGAUUUAUUUUAUUAGUGAGAUGCCUUCAGAACUGCGAUUUGAUGAUGUCAGUAUCAUCGUGGUGGUUGCAUUGUCGCUGCCAUUGUUCCCAGCCGUAAAGCGGCACAAAUUAACCCAGCUGAGGCCUUACGAUAUGAAUAAUCUUUCCUCCCAACCGGUUUCCUAUACAACGACGCAAAAUUUAGCUUUAUUGACUUUGUCCGCUCGCCAAGUGUCAAAAAAAUUUAUCAAUUCCACUGGCGAAGUUUUAACUAUCUUAGAUCAAGUGUCUUUAGCCGUUGCGCCAGGGGAGUUAGUGGCCAUUAUUGGGGCAUCAGGUUCAGGAAAAAGUACGCUGAUGCAUAUUUUGGGGGGCUUAGAUGAUCCCGAUCAGGGGGAAAUUUGCAUAGCGGGUGUCGAUUUGGCGCGAACUCAUGGCAAGAGUCGUGAUGCACUACGUAAUGAAAAAAUUGGUUUUAUUUAUCAGUUUCAUCAUUUAUUGCCCGAAUUUACUGCACAAGAAAAUGUGGCCAUGCCCCUGUGGAUACGAGGGAUUCCAAAAAGCCAAGGGCUCGCCAUGGCGCGUGAUGCGCUAAACAGUGUGGGUUUGUUAUCGCGACUCGAACAUGUUCCCGCUAGUCUGUCAGGAGGGGAGCGCCAGCGUGUGGCCAUCGCGAGAAGUCUCGUGACCGAGCCUACCUGUAUUUUAGCGGAUGAACCCACAGGUAAUUUAGAUCAAGCCAAUGCCGAAAAGGUCAUGACACUGAUGUUUAAAGAGACGCGCGAGCGCAAAAUGAGUUUGGUUUUGGUGACACACGACACGGCAAUUGCCUCGCGUUGUGAUACGGUGUAUCGUUUGGUCGGGGGACAGCUCGAGCGUGUUCAUGUUUGA
This is a messenger RNA of Darwinula stevensoni, 1956 nucleotides long. The record is from the annotation of a GenBank genome assembly. NCBI's taxonomy places the organism in Eukaryota, Metazoa, Arthropoda, Ostracoda, Podocopida, Darwinulidae.